AUGCUGACAUUAUCUCCGGGCGGUUUCCCGCCGCUAAGCGGACCCGGCGACACCUUCAACCUUCACAACUUCACCAUCACCAGCUUCGGCAUCAUCCAUAACGCCAACAGCCUCGCAGGCUCGCACAGAGUGCUUGCUUGUGGAACUAUGAACUCACAGGCCAAUUCACCCUCGCUCCGACGGGCCAAAAAAGCUUGCACCGAGUGUCGCCAACAAAAGGCAAAAUGCGAUGCGUACAUGAAUGCAGACCUUCCAUGCUCCCGUUGCACGAAGAUGAAAACCCGUUGCAUCAUCUCGGACCCUUUCCGCAGAGAACACAAGCGUCUACGCCUGUCCAAGCUCGAGCAAGAGACUGAUGAGUUACGCCGGAAACUGAGUGGCUCGCAUUCCGAAUCGCUGCAACAGUCUCCCAUUGCCAUGUUGACGGCAGCGGCGGAGAUGGAAGUAGUCCAUCCCACACCAACCGCAGCGGACUCGAAUCUUCCUCCUCACCCACAGACUACUUCGAUCGUCUAUUCACAGCAGCUCACACCCCACUUAAGCCCGAGUUUAUCUUAUUCCAGAAUCACCGCGGUUCCAGAUCGCCUUCCGACACCAACAGAGUCGCGAACAUUGAAAAAUGUCCAUUUGACAGGGUCUGAGAUCGAUGAACUGUUCCAACUAUUCUUCCGACAAUAUGCCUGCUUUUUGCCCAUCCUCGAUCCGCAAACCCCGCCGGAUGCCUACUACACCCAGUCAAGUUUCCUGUUUUGGGCCAUUAUCGGUGUCGCGUCACGAUCUUACACGGACAAUCCCACACUACUAAUGGCCAUCUCCCCGAGCAUUGUCGAGAUGGCAUUGCUUUCCGUCACAUCCAGCGCUCCGGCUUGGCACAUCAUUCAGGGGUUGUUGCUGGUCCUCACCUGGCCCUUUCCGAAGGAAAUCAACAAGACCGAUGCAAUGUUCCCUCUGAGCGGCAUGCUUCUCCACAUCGCCAUGCAGAAUGGCUUGCAUAUUCCACUAUACAGUCAUGAGUUUGCCAAGAGAAACAUUCCUGCACCAUCAGAAGCGGACAUGGCUCGACGCUCCGAGCUAUGGGCUCGUUGUGUCGUUGUAUACCAACGCGCCUGUGUCACUAAGGGACAAUGCCCUCGGUCUAUGGUAGAUCUGCAACAGGACCUAGGCCAGCAGCAAGUUGUAUCCCAGAAGAUCGCCCCUUCCCUAGCACUGGAACUCAAAUGCCUAGGAUUGAUUGCUCGAUGUAGCGCAGCCGUGCUGGAAUUCGGAAUUCGAACCAUGUCGGCUGAGCAGGAAAGAUCGUUUGAUAUCCUCUUGCGCACCUUCGAGAGCCAGGCAACUGAGCUCGAAGCCCACGUGAACUCAGCGAAUGAUCGUCUUCACACAACCACGUGCCGCUUGUGUGUUCAAAUGUUCCAUCUGUUCAAGAACCAGACUAUUCAUGAAUCCGACUGUCUCGCACGAGUCGUAACGACGGCUUGUAGGACGAUUGAUUGCAUCCAGGAAAUCGGGAGGGCCAUGGAGAAUCUUGCCAGUGCUCCGAUGCAGAUCACCUACGGACUCCUUCUCCCCGCAUCGGCUCUUCUUCGAAUCCUCAAAUGCUCCACUCAUCCCGAUGUUGACAUUGAACGAGGUAAAAAGGCACUGUUCAGCGCGAUUAACAUGGCUAGACGCAUGUCAGUUGAUGUUUACGAUACCGCCUCCAAGAUCGCGAUCGUGAUGAAUCAGCUAUGGAACAGCUCCAGGGCGUUUCGGAAAGCAGAUGGAACCGAAUUCAUUGCCCUCAAGAUUCGCAGCCGAUUGGUUCUCAGCCCCGUUAUCGAUACGAUCUGGUGGUGGCGCGACGAAUUCGAGCCACAGUUCUAUCAUUCUAGUGCCGCCCAUGGAACAGUGGCGGAAGGAGUCGACUCAGAUUUCCACCAGUCAAGCGGACCACCCAACGCGCCCAGUGGUUUGGUAGACCGGCAAGAUCCCGUCUUGUUCGACGAACAAUUCCUUGCGGAUUUCGAAUGGGCACUAAGCAACGACGGUCUGCUGCAAGCGACCGAGCCGUAUGGCUCGGUCUGGCCUGCUGCAGGGACGAUAGCCUAG
This is a messenger RNA of Aspergillus saccharolyticus JOP 1030-1, 2088 nucleotides long. RefSeq names its product Zn(II)2Cys6 transcription factor. NCBI's taxonomy places the organism in Eukaryota, Fungi, Ascomycota, Eurotiomycetes, Eurotiales, Aspergillaceae. The transcript has 8 exons. Bases 1 to 2088 code for a protein of 695 amino acids. Gene Ontology annotation, molecular function: zinc ion binding; DNA-binding transcription factor activity, RNA polymerase II-specific; transcription cis-regulatory region binding. Gene Ontology annotation, cellular component: nucleus. The record is from RefSeq and is a predicted model, not a curated record. Gene Ontology annotation, biological process: regulation of DNA-templated transcription.